AUGCAUUCAGAUGAUACAUCUCAUGAUUUGGAUGCCAUAACAAAAGAUAAAGUUGACGUUAUUGCAGAUCCUUCAAUAAAUCUACAAAAUAAUGAGAAACAAGACAAUUCAAAUUUAAGUUCGCCUGAAAGUAUGAAUUUAAAUAUUCAAUUUCAAAGUGAUGAUAUCAGCGAAUCUCUUUCGACUUCUUUUUCAGUAGAAACAAUCAUUCCAAAAACAGAAUUAAAGACAAAAAGCAAUAAUUCAUUAUCUCCAGGGACAGAUGCAGCACAAAUAUCAUUAAAUAGCAAUAAUUCGAGAAAAACUGGGAUAGAGUAUAUACACCACAAUGAAAUCACAGAAGGUUUGAUAUAUCCUUUAUUAUCUAAGCCAUUUAUUAUCACAAGCAGCGAAAAAGGACCUGGAGAAGGCGAAUACAAACUUUUAGAUUCAUGUACGAAAAAUUCCUUCUUCGUUUUACAGACAACAAAAAAAUCUCAAAUUAUCUGGGAAUAUUCAACAGAAUGCAAAGAGAUAAAGAAGUUCAAAGAGUUCCCUGUACAUCCCUACAUCAUUUCAGGUACCGUAUCUUGCAACAAAGAGUUCCUAAUCAUCACUUUUAAUUCGAUUCAUAAUGGAUUUAAGAAAAAUUCGCUUUUCUACUCAUUUUGCUACUCUCUUAAUGGAGAAAUAGAGCAUCCCGUAUGCAGGCCAUCAACUAUUUGCCCUUCCAUACAUUUCGGGGACACUCCGAACAAGUUUUAUUUCCUUUGUUCAUCUUUUUUGGAAACAUGGGAAAUAAAAGUGACAAACGAUGAUUUUCAAUUGAGAAAAAUUUUGACAUCCAAUCAAAUAAUUAAUUGGUUUGGUACUACAUCGGAUAACAAACUAGAAUAUAUUUAUUUCAACGAAAAUAAAACAAAGGCGUUUUUAGAAGUUGAAAAUUAUGUCACUUUUUGUUUUGAUUUACAAAAGGUCGGAUUAAUUUCAUCGUACAAACAUUUAAGAGGGCACAAGAACCAAGAUGUAAUACUGUAUACUAGUGGUCCUAAUAUCGAAUGCAUCUUUCCCAGAGCAAAUAAAAAACUGAUUUGCAAUGGAACCGAAAUUCAACAUAAAGAAAACGGCGAGAAGAUAUCAGAAGAAGAUCUUUGGAGGUUCUAUACCUUCGAGAAUGAUAUGACCUUCAUUUUGACCAGUAUUUCCCAAGAUAAUAAUAUUUUAUAUUGUAUUUUAGUAGAUAGAUACGGAUUACCACGAACAAUGUUCACUGUGUUGCUUCCUAAGAACAAUUCUGAGCAAUACAUCCUCCAUUACUCCGAUUAUUCCAUAAAUGGUUUUGAUAUCUACGAUGGAACCCUCAAAACCUUGGAUUUCGACUAUGAAUACUCUAUUAAGCUUCUCCCAACAACAUUCCAACCAUUGCUACACUUCAGUACCCUAAGAGACCGAAGUUCCACGCAAAUCUUCAAAUUUGUUACAAAUGAAGUAUUGCAACUUCACUGGGCGCGGCCAAUAUUCGAUGAAUACUACAUAUCUAUGCUUAAUAGAGAUGACUGUUCCACUUUCUGCUCAUUAUCUCGUGCUUUAUCUUCGACAUUAACUAAAUGUCCAUGUUCCGGUGUCCAAAAGUGUCCUUUAACGAAAUUCAACAAUCUCGGACAGUACUUGAGAGGAAGAUCCAUCCCAGAGAUCUCAGAAAUCACUCCUCCUUAUAAUGAUGUCCCUUCCGAAUUUCGUUUCUUCUCUUUGUUGCAGUUUUUCACAGAAAAACUUUGGAUUUCUGACAAUUCGAAAAUUCCUGUUGAAUUUCUUGAUGACGUCUAUCCAAAACUAUCUCUUCCUGUAGCUGUUUCGUGGGUUGACAAGCAACUCGCUCCUUUCGAAUUAGUUGUAGACAAAGAUGACCAAAGUUGGUGGAGUUGGAGGUCUUCAAUGAGAAAACUUUUGUUCGAAAAAACAAAUGAACAACGAGAUAUCGAUAUUUUGGAGUGUGUUUGCGAUUUCGCUACAGAUAGGAAUGGAGAUUUAUGUGAUGACAUUAUUAACUUUUAUUCAAAAUCUUGUUAA
Messenger RNA from Trichomonas vaginalis G3, 2049 nucleotides. RefSeq lists its product as uncharacterized. The coding region runs from base 1 to 2049 and encodes 682 amino acids. The record is from RefSeq and is a predicted model, not a curated record. The transcript has a single exon. Lineage: Eukaryota; Parabasalia; Trichomonadida; Trichomonadidae.